Magallana angulata is the source of this 1794-nucleotide messenger RNA. RefSeq lists its product as uncharacterized. Gene Ontology annotation, biological process: copper ion transmembrane transport. The transcript is spliced from 5 exons. NCBI's taxonomy places the organism in Eukaryota, Metazoa, Mollusca, Bivalvia, Ostreida, Ostreidae. Gene Ontology annotation, cellular component: membrane. The coding region runs from base 95 to 646 and encodes 183 amino acids. The record is from RefSeq and is a predicted model, not a curated record. Gene Ontology annotation, molecular function: copper ion transmembrane transporter activity.
ACGUCACAUGAUGUCAAAAUGGCGUACGACGGGAACUGUCAAAAUCAAGACUAAGUUAACAACUUAUUUUUUACUUGUUUUUUAACUUAAGAAAAUGGACGGAAUGAUGAUGAUGCCACCGCAUUAUUUUAGGUUUAAUACCACCAUCAAGCACCUACUUUUGAAGCCAAUAAAUGUUACAAACACUGAAGGAAUCAUAGCUGCAUCAUUUGCAUUUUUCUUCGCAACAUUUUUUCUGGAAGGAACAAAAAUUCUAAUGUUUUAUUGGACUGUAAGAAUACAACAAAACCCACUAACAUACGGACAGACAAGUGGCACAAACCAGGAUUUAUCUCCCUUGUUUGCAUCUCUCAUGAUACCAUCAGAUUUAGAACAUGUUAAAAAAAGAAGACUAAAUUACCAUUUCUGGGGAAUGAUGACUCAUGUGUUCAAUGCCAUUCUGGCCUACAUUAUUAUGUUGGCAGUGAUGCAAUACAACUGGUGGAUUUUUAUUGCCGUUUUAUUAGGAAGCGGAUGCGGUUACUUUUGUUUCGGAGCAUUAUCAUAUUCUAUCAGGGAGAAGUAUGCCAACCUAAAUCUUUUCAGAGACACUGAUUCUAGUCACAUCAACUCAACCUGUGAAGAGGAGCCCCCAGUGUUAACUUGAAUGAAUGGUCUUCCACAUCAAUCAUGGUUCUUUCCUCUGAACUAGAUUUUCAUGAAUUACCGGUAACUUUCCACAAUACUUUUGAAAAAUCAUGGUUCUUCCCUUUCAAGUCUUCAAACACAUUCCUUUUGUGAAGAAAUCAGAUCAAUUAGAAAGAAAUUGAUUUUGUUAAUUGAUCUUGCCUUAUGGCUGUUAAUGGAUUUUUGAAAUAUUUUUGUUUUAAAUUAUUUGUUGAUGAACAAUUUGUUAAUGCAUUUAUUUCUUAAAGUUCACUUUUACUAAAUGAAAAUUUUAAAAAUUAACUCAUUAUUAUUUUAUUUUACAAUAUUUAAUAUGUGCUAGUGGUUCAUUUGUUGUAGUCUGGUGAAUGGGCCAUUAUUUAAUGCUCUUAUGAUUAUUUUAUCGAAUGUUAUGUAUUAAACAUUUGUUUUUCAACAAUACUCUGUUUUACAUGCACAAAUAUUUGUAGUAUUUUUUCAUUGAAUUUGAUUGAGAUACAUUUAAUUUUUUCCCCUAUGCAGUUUGCAUAGGUAUGUUUGUGAUAAAUUGAGUUGAUGCAAAGUUUAGCAGCAUUGUUUCAAAGUGUCUCAGUAUUGUACAUAGGAUGUAGAACUAUAGGUUGUUGGAAAAACAAAGUUGUCAGCGUUUUUCUUAUGCACAACAAACAUCGAAUGGAAUUGGAGAGUUGUUUGCAGUUUGACACUCCAUUUAAAAAAAAAAAUACCCCAUUAUUAUUGGUGCUUGAUAUAUAUACAUUAUAAUUAAUGUAUUUUUUGUGCUAUGAAUGUUUUUGUAUUAUUUUGAUGUAUUGAAUGUAGAAAAGGGUUUUGGGAAAAAGUCUUUUUAAACCGAAAAAACCCCAGGUACAUGUAGCACAGUUGAAUUAUUUGAUGGCUUUUUCUGUCAUUUGAAAUAUCAUGACAUUGUAUUUGCAAGUACAAGUACUACGUAUUGUGAGUAAAAGUUUGUUUACACUAUAACAAACAUGUACAUGUACAUGUAUUGGCCAAUUAUUCUCCCUAUGUUUUUGAAUCAGGCUACUUGUCAAAGAAUCGUGUUCAUUACUGCACUAGUUUUGUGCUCUUAAUUGUUACUGCUUCAUGAUUUUUUAUAAGACGUUUGAAGUAAAUGAACUUAUUUAUACAUGA